This is a messenger RNA of Amphiprion ocellaris (clown anemonefish), 6512 nucleotides long. It is a transcript of the gene arhgap35a, whose product is annotated as Rho GTPase activating protein 35a. The transcript is spliced from 7 exons. The record is from RefSeq and is a predicted model, not a curated record. NCBI's taxonomy places the organism in Eukaryota, Metazoa, Chordata, Actinopteri, Pomacentridae. Gene Ontology annotation, molecular function: GTPase activity; GTP binding. Gene Ontology annotation, biological process: signal transduction. Bases 886 to 5553 code for a protein of 1555 amino acids.
AUCCAGCAGUCUUUCCGCCUUCAUGUGCAGCGCUGAGCAGCGUAUCAUGAGCGUGUGUUGUAAUUGUGUCCAUGAACCGCUGGGCGAGACUGUGCUCUCUGUGAAUAGGAGGGGAGAUGCUGGAUUCGGGAGAAGGUCCGCCAUUAUUGGGAAGCAGAAAAAAAUAGACUUAAACACAACGUCACACAUUUAUCCUGCAAGGGGCUUAACAUCAGAAAGGAAAAUCCAACGCUUUCCUACGGGCUGCUGUUCCUCUGAAUGCAGCGCUUUGCUUAAAUCAAGCCACAGCUUCCCGUCGCGUUUCCUCACGGACUCUUUUAUUUUUUGACACAACAAAGGAAAUAAUAAUUGGUCAAAACAACGUGGUGGUGAAGCAAGAAGGGAAAACACACCGAAACAGCCUUUCCCAACGCCUCCCCCUUUUUUCUCUUCGCAACACAGCCGAGCUGGAAAAGACUUGGAGUUCAUUUUUUUUCUUUUCCUUUUCCUGAUCACAAUUUAGUUGUUUGUUUGUUUUUUUCAGAGAGAGAAAGGAGAAACAGCUAUGCAUGUUUGAAAACUUCAGACUGGUGAAAACGAGCGCUUAAUGUGGGAAGCGAUGGACAGACGGCGUGUUUGCUGAGAGAAAAAAAGCGGAAAAUAAUCGAUGUGAGCGCUUGCAGGGAGUGUUUUUGUCUGGUUUUUAAAGUCUUUCCCCGGCUGUGGGUCGCAGAGGAGCAGAGAGAGGAAGAAAGGAGUGGACGAGGAGCUGGAGACACAGGAAUGAUAUGGGUCAGACCUCCGCCCAGUGAGCUCCUCUUGCAUGGAAGCCCUGCUUCAUUGGCAGCCUUCUCCUCUCCCUAGAGCUAGCAGCCAGAAUGGCAGGAUGAGCCUCUGCCAGCGACGAUGAUGGCCAAAAAGCAAGAUGUCCGGGCACCCACCUACAACCUGGUCGUGGUUGGGCUGUCCGGCACGGAGAAGGAGAAAGGCCAAUGUGGUGUGGGCAAGUCCUGCCUGUGUAACCGCUUUGUCCGACCAAGUGCGGAUGACUUCUAUCUAGAUCACACGUCCGUUCUCAGCACCAGUGACUUUGGAGGCCGUGUGGUGAACAAUGACCACUUCCUGUUCUGGGGAGAGGCUGGGAGAACGGUGGAGGAGGGACCAGAAUGCCGUAUGAAUGUGGUGGAGCAGACGGAGUUCAUUGAUGAUCAGACGUUCCAGCCGCACCGUAGCACGGCGCUCCAGCCUUACAUCAAGAGGGCAGCUUCCACCAAGCUGGCUUCGGCUGAAAAGCUGAUGUACUUCUGCACAGAUCAGCUGGGGCUGGAGCAGGACUUUGAGCAGAAGCAGAUGCCUGAAGGCAAGCUUAUGGUGGAUGGCUUCUUACUCUGUGUGGAUGUUAGCAGGGGUAUGAACCGUAGCUUUGAGGACCAGAUGAAGUUUGUUACCAACCUGUAUAACCAGUUAGCCAAAACGAAGAAGCCUGUGGUACUGGUUCUCACCAAAUGUGAUGAAGGAGUUGAGCGCUAUAUUAAGGACUCACACACCUUUGCCCUAGCCAAGAAGAACCUACAGGUGGUAGAAACAUCAGCACGCUCUAAUGUCAAUGUUGACCUGGCCUUUCUUACACUGGCUCAGCUAAUAGACAAGAGUAGGGGAAAGCCUAAGAUUAUCCCUUACUUUGAGGCACUGAAACAGCAGAGUCAACAGAUUGCCUCAGCCAAAGACCGCUAUGAGUGGCUGGUCAACCGAAUUGUGAAGAACCACAAUGAGACGUGGCCAGCGGUCAGUCGCCGAAUGCAGACAGCCCCCGAGUAUAAGGAGUAUGUUUUCCUUGAGGGCACAGCUAAAGCCAAGAAGCUCUUCCAGCAGCACGUGCAUAGACUGAAACAAGAGCACAUAGAGAAACGCAGGAAGGCCUAUCUAAGUACUCUGCCACAGGCCCUGUCUGUACUGUUGCCAGAGUUGAGUGAGAUAGACCAUCUGAGCUGGUCUGGGGUUCAGAAAGUCCUGGAGACAAAGAGAGAUUUCUCCCAGUGGUUUGUAGUCCUAGAUGAUACACCUUGGGAGAUCACGCCACACAUUGAUAACAUGGAGGACGAUCGAAUCCCCCAGGACCUCCUGGAGACCGCAGCAGCUGAAGCUAUCUGUGAGGUCCAUCGGGAGCAGCUAAGGAAUGAGCGCAAAAGGGCUGAGAUAAGAUGGGAGUUCAAGGAGAAGUUAAGUGUCUCUCCUUUCAUCACACCAGGGAAACCGUGGGAGGAGGCCCGAAGCUUCAUCAUGAAUGAAGAGUUCUAUCAGUGGCUCGAUGAAGUUGAAUAUCUGGAUAUCUACAACAAACAUCAGAAGGAAAUCAUUGAUCGGGCCAAAGAGGACUUUCAGGAACUGCUUCUUGAAUACUCUGAGCUGUUUUAUGAGCUAGAAGUGGAUGCAAAACCAAGUAAAGAGAAAAUGGGAGCCAUUCAGGAGCUGUUGGGUGAGGAGCAAAGAUUUAAAGCUCUGCAAAAGCUACAGGCAGAAAGGGAUGCUCUAGUAUUGAAACAUAUCCACUUUGUCUACCACCCAACAAAGGACACUUGUCCCAACAGCCCCCACUGUGUGGACAGUAAGAUAGAGCAGAUACUGGCAUCCAGAUUCCCCACUCGCUAUCCAUCAUCAGACUGGAUUGGAGGGAGGGCUGAGCGGAUAAAUCUUGUCAUCUUGGGGAGAGAUGGGCUAGCUAGAGAAAUGGCAAAUGAGAUAAGAGCCUUGUGCACCAGUGACGACCGGUACGUGUUAGAUGGCAAGUUGUACGAGUUAGCUCUUCGUCCCAUAGAGGGGAAUGUACGUCUGCCAGUCAAUUCUUUCCACACACCAACCUUCACACCCCAUGGUUGCUUAUGUUUGUACAAUUCAAAGGAAUCCCUCUCCUAUGUUGUUGAGAGCAUAGAGAAGCUUAGAGAGUCAACUAUUAGCAGAAGGGAAAGGGAAAACAGCUUAGCGCAGCUCCCACUGUCCCUCCUUCUGUUCACCAAGCGGGGGGUCGGGUCCAUAGGAGAUAUUGGGGGGGAGACAGCUCAAACUCUUAUACAGCAAGGGCAGCAGGUGGCGGUAAAGCUGCAGUGUGCCUACCUAGACCCUGCCUCCCCUGGCAUGGGUUAUGGCCGCAAUGUCAACGAGAAGCAGAUCAGCCAGAUGCUGAAGGGCCUCCUAGAAUCACGGAGAAGCAUAGGUAGCAGCUCCCCUCCCUUACCUCCACCAUCCUCUGCCUUCAGAGACUCUCAGUCCCAGCCAGCGCUUGAGGCAGACUUGAGGAUAGUCAUCUGCCUUAUGUGUGGAGACACGUACGACCUAGACCAACUCCUUGCUCCCUUCCUUCUGCCCCAGCAUUGUCGUCCCGCCUCCAGUCUCAGCAGUGGCACCUCCGUUCUGCUGGAUCUUAAUGUAGGAGGUCAGAAGCAAAACAUGGAGCUGUCACUGCUGUCUUUCCAUUCCUCAUUCUCCCUCCGCAAGACUGGUCUGGUCCAUGGCUACAUUGCAGUCUACUCUGCCCGCCGAAAGGCUUCCAUGGAGACAUUGUGUGCUUUCCUGUGUGAGGUCCAAGAUAUCAUACCAGUCCAGUUGCUAGCAGUAGGGGAGAGUCAGAUGGAACUGACAGACUCAGAAUCGGCAAAGGAGCAAGUCAGUCAGGGAGAGGAACUGGCACAUGAAAUAGAGGCCAGAUUUAACACAGUAAUAUGUGGACAUGGUGGGGUAGUAGGGGGACUUCAUAAGAUAGACCUUUUCCAACCCUUCUUCAAAGAGGUCAUAGAGAAGCGCACUAUUGUUGAAGCCACACAUAUGUAUGACAAUGUGGCAGAGGCAUGUACCAAUGAGAGCAUCAGCCCUCGCUGUGGUUCUCCCAGUCCAGUUAACAUUCUUAUGGACUCAGAGGAUGAUAUUGACCCUUCACCACCUUACCCUACCCUGAGGGAGGAUGGUAGUCUUGGCUCCCACCUGGGAAGCUACAAGCUGCCAGAUCUGGAUUCAAGUGAUACAUUCUCUGUCAUUUCUGAGCUCAGCACUUUUGAGAGCAAGCUGAACAACAAGGUUCCUCCACAAGUGAAGCCCAAACCUGUCCGUAAGGUUAAUCUUGGCCCAUACAUGGACCAGCAGGGAGGCACCAACCGCCGCUCUUUGCCCCAAACUGUUACAUGGGCACCAGGUAGCGAUGGUGGCUAUGACCCCUCAGACUAUGCGGAGCCCAUGGAUGCGGUGAGCAAACCUAGACCCACAGAAGAGGAGAAUAUUUACUCUGUCCCUCAUGACAGCACACAGGGCAAGAUUAUCACCAUCCGCAAUGCCAACAAGGGUCACUCCAAUGGAAGUGCCGGGGGGAAUGGAUCAGACAGCGAGGCUGAUAGCAGCUCACUGGAGCGCAGGAGAAAGUUGUCUGCCAUUCAUGUAAAGCCUAAGCUUUAUAGAGACAGAUCCAAACGGCUUGGGAAGUUCAGCAAUUUUAGGACAAGCUUCUCUCUGGGCAGUGAUGAUGAGAUGGGGGGUCCACCCAAGACUAGCCAGGAUGAUGGAGGAGCACAGAAAGACUCCACUGAGGAGAGUGAGGAUCCAAAAAGGAGAAAUAUUCUCAAGAGCCUGCGCAGAAAUACAAAGAAACCACGACCCAAACCCAGGUAUUCUAUCUCAAAACCCAUCGAAAGCAACUACUUUGGCAUGCCACUGACCACCGUGGUCUCCCUCGAGAGACCCAUCCCCAUCUUCAUCGAGAAGUGCAUCCGUUUUAUCGAAACAACAGGGUUGAGCACAGAGGGCAUCUACAGGGUCAGCGGGAACAAAGCAGAGAUGGAGAGCAUGCAGCGGCAGUUCGACCAAGAUCACAGCCUGGAUCUAGUGGAGAAGGACUUCACCAUCAACACCGUGGCGGGAGCCAUGAAGGCCUUCUUCUCCGAGCUCCCAGAGCCUCUGGUACCCUACAGCAUGCAGGGAGAGCUGGUGGAGGCCUUCAAGAUCAACGAUAGGGAGCAGCGUUUCCAGACGAUGAAGGAUGCUCUGCGUCGCUUCCCCAAGGAAAACUACGAGGUCUUCAAAUAUGUCAUCAGCCACUUGAACAAGGUGAGCCAGCACAACAAGUUGAAUCUGAUGACCAGUGAGAACCUGUCCAUCUGUUUCUGGCCCACACUCAUGAGGCCGGAUUUCACCACCAUGGAUGCCCUGACUGCCACCCGCACCUACCAGACAAUCAUCGAGAGCUUCAUCCACCAGUGCGCAUACUUCUUCUACAAUCAGCCGCUGGCCGACGGUCUGCCAGGCUCCCCCACCUCCACACUCUCCGGGGGAGGAACCUCAGCCUACUCCUGCAUGGCCGGUGGCUACUCAUCCUCACCGACUCCGUCCCCAACUCCCUACGUCCUCCCCGCAACUCCUCCUGUCAUCCCCCACUAUGGCCCUCCGAUCCACCAUCAUCACCACCACCACCACCAUCACCAACACCAGUCCCCUCCUCAUUCCCCACCUCCUACCCCUCAGUCCCCGAUUCCAGCCUUGCUGCCGCCCUCCCUGCAUCCCCACCACCCCCCAACGGAACAACACACGCUGUGAACCAGGGAUCAAGGGAAAGAGAAAAAACAUAAAGACGGAUAACCAGAUUCAGCGAUUCAAGGGUUCAGGAUGAGACAUUUCGCAGUUUGGGAAGGAACUGAGGAAGAUAAAUUGAAACAACAACAGGAGCUAGGAGGUGAAGUUGGGAGAGACUGAGCGAGAUGCAGUAUGUACAGGGAGAAACCAACACAUUUGGGAGAAGAAAGGGGGCGUUUGAGCCUCUGUUGCUUUUAGAAAAAAUGGACACACAUACAAGCCAGGAAGAACCUUUGAACUUGCAUUAAGAUCUUCCUUCCUCCCCGCCACUUUAAUCCCUUUGUCUCUCAGUCUCACUUCAUCUAGACCUGCCCUCCUUGCCUUAUAGCGAAUCUACACACAAACACACUAAUGACGAGCGAGAUGUUGCCAGUAAUUGUUAAAGGGACUCAGGGAGGGAUUAAGAAGUACAGUGCAAAGGGGGAAUGUGAACUCUGUAAUGUUGGAACUGCUUCAGCGUACACAAAACCACACACACAUACACCCGACACAAACACCCAGUGGCCAGUGUGCCUCCAAACAGCCAUUCUCCUCAAUCUCUCAGCUCCUAACUGUGCUGGGAAAUAUGGUGGCCAGCACACGAUUUGUUUUGUUUUGUCUUUUUUUUUAUUUUUUAAGCAAAACCAACCCACCUGCUGUACGUUCCUGGAGGCUGUGGCUGGGAUGAAGUGGAGCAGACAGCGAGUCCUGAACAUGUUUUAUUUCACCACUGUACAGAGGACUUCAGCAAGAAACACGUGUUACUACUCACCCGACAGGAUGUUCUGGCCUCCGCGACUCACAAAUUACUAUCAGUCAACCCCUUUCACAGCCACACACACACACACACACACACACACACACACACACACACACACACACACACACACACACACACACACACACACACACACACACACACACACACACACACACAAACAAAA